This is a messenger RNA of Tyto alba (common barn owl), 5718 nucleotides long. It is a transcript of the gene TECPR1, whose product is annotated as tectonin beta-propeller repeat containing 1. The record is from RefSeq and is a predicted model, not a curated record. Lineage: Eukaryota; Metazoa; Chordata; Aves; Strigiformes; Tytonidae. The transcript is spliced from 25 exons. Gene Ontology annotation, cellular component: membrane. Bases 5 to 3733 code for a protein of 1242 amino acids.
CCCAAUGGCUGCGCCGCCCGGACCCGCGGCGCUCCCCGCCCGCCGUUGCGGGGCCCGGGCCCAGCCCCAGCCCCGCCGCGGCUCCUUCCGCUGCGAGGCGAGGAGAGAGGCAGACAUGGCCAUGCCCAGUUCCCUUUUGUGGGCUGUUGACAUUUUUGGGAGGGUUUACACUCUGUCUACCGUUGGUCAGUACUGGGAGCUCUGUAAGGACACACAGCUGGAAUUCAAACGCAUCUCUGCUGUCAAACAGUGCUGCUGGGGAAUAGCCUGUGAUCAUCAAGUAUACACCUACGUGUUCUCAGGUGAUGUUCCUAUUAGAUACCAAGAAGAAACCUAUGAGAAUCAGCGUUGGAAUCCAGUUGGUGGCUUUUGUGAGAAAUUACUGCCCAGUGACCGCUGGCAGUGGAGUGAUGUGAGCGGGCUAAAACAUCAGCAGCUUGAUAGUUUCACACUGCCUUCACCACACUGGGAGUGGGAGUCUGACUGGUAUGUGGAUGAAAAUAUUGGAGGGGAACCAACAGAGAAAGGGGGCUGGACUUAUGCCAUAGACUUCCCCAGCACCUACACAAAGGAUAAGAAAUGGAAUUCUUGUGUCAGACGCAGGAGGUGGAUCAGAUACAGGAGAUACAAAUCACGGGAUGUUUGGGCACAGAUCGUAUCACGUGAUGAUCCAGAUAAACUGCGAGACCCUUUCAAUGACAUCUCCAUCGGAGGAUGGGAAAUCACCAGUGAGCCUCUUGGCCGUUUAUCAGUAUGGGCGGUUUCUUUACAAGGAAGGGUAUGGUACAGAGAAAAUGUCUGCCAUCACAAUCCAGAAGGUUCCGUGUGGUCCUUAAUCACCACUCCUGGUGAAGUUGUACAGAUCAGCUGUGGACCAUAUGACCUCCUCUGGGCAACUCUUUGGGAAGGCCAAGCUAUUGUGAGAGAAGGAAUUGAUAGGAAUAACCCUCAAGGAAUUUCCUGGAGUAUUGUGGAAUCUCCAAGCUCUGAAAAUGGGAUUAUGCACGUUUCUGUGGGUGUUGAUGUGGUGUGGUGUGUUACAAAGGAUAGAAAAGUGUGGUUUAGAAGAGGAGUGAACUCACAUAAUCCUUGUGGAACAAGCUGGAUUGAAAUGGUUGGAGAAAUGAUGAUGGUAACUGUAGGCUUAAAUAACCAGGUCUGGGGAAUUGGCUGUGAUGACAGAGCAAUUUAUUUUCGUCAAGGUGUCACACCAAGUGAGCUCAGUGGGAAGACAUGGAAGGCAAUUGUAUCUGGCCGAGAGAGUGACAGAUCUCAGACUGGGAGCUCAAUAAGUUUGCUCAGUGCUGGCUGUUUCUUUACUGAUGAUAUUCAGAAUCAAACGCACGCAAUCAUUCAGGGUGAUGCAGAUACUUCCUCUGAUACAGAACUUCCAAAUGUACCCAUGAACCUUGCCAAUGUUCCCCCGAUGGGAGCUGCAGCCAGCAGCAGUGGUAACAGCACAGGCAACCAGACAGAAGAAAUACGUGCUAAUUUGACUGUGGAUCCUCUGGACUCUGUGGAUCAAGGAGAAGCCACUAUUGCUUCAACUAGUAAUCAGAAAGCUAAUCUUGAAACGCAUAAGUCUACAAACCCAAAUCAUUCUGCAGAACUGCAGUGGACAAACAUUGACUUGAAGGAGGCCCAAAAGCAUCCAGUCCUCUCCCUCAGCACCUUUGCAGAAACAUCCAGCCUGUCUUCUCUUGGCAUGUUCUCAGUGGGAGCUGAUGAACAGUAUGGAGCCGAUGAGCACCCACUGUGGGCCUGGGUGUCUGGGGGCGGCUGUCUUGUAGAUUUGCACAGCCCAUUGAAAUGGUUCACUGUUCUGUCAGGUUUGUCAUCCUCCGUGCAAUCUCUGUCUCUGUCUAUCACUCCGGCACAGACAGCAGCGUGGCGAAAGCAGAUUUUUCAGCAGCUCAGUGAAAGGACAAAGCGGGAACUGGAGAAUUUUAGGCACUACGAACAGGCUAUUGAGCAGUCAGUUUGGGUUAAAACUGGAACCUUGCAAUGGUGGAGGAAUUGGAAGCCUUAUAAAUGGAUGGAUGUUCGAGUCGCACUUGAGCAGUUCACUGGGAGUGAUGGAAUGCGCGACAGCAUCCUGUUCAUCUAUUACAUGUAUCACGAGGAGAAAAAGUAUAUCCACAUGUUCCUGAAUGAAGUCACUAUUAUAGUUGAAGUUCUGAAUGAAGCCAAACACUCCUUUGCGUUGUAUACACCUGAAAAGACAAAGCAGCGAUGGCCGAUCCGCCUGGCAGCCACAACAGAGCAAGAAAUGCAUGACUGGAUGUCUUUGCUGAACAUGUCCUGUUGUGAAAGCAGACGGAUUCAGGGCCCUCCUUCUCACCAUGCCAUUUGGUCUGUUACUUGCAAAGGAGACAUCUUUGUUAGUGAGCCAAGUCCUGAACUGGAGGCCGGACCACACCUGAUGCCAUGUGAUCAAAUGUUUUGGCGUCAAGUUGGAGGUCAUCUUCGACUGAUAGAGUGCAAUAACCUAGGCAUAGUGUGGGGCAUAGGAUAUGAUCACACAGCUUGGGUUUAUACUGGUGGAUAUGGAGGUGGCUUCAUUCAAGGACUGGCCACUAGUGCUGAUAACAUUUACAUGCAGUCAGAUGUGAAAUGCGUUUACAUCUACGAGAACCAGCGGUGGAACCCAGUCACUGGAUAUAGCAGCAGAGGUCUGCCCACGGACAGAUACAUGUGGAGCGAUGCAUCUGGCCUGCAGGAAUGUACAAAAAUCAAUACCAAGCCUCCUUCUCCGCAGUGGUCUUGGGUAUCCGAUUGGUAUAUUGAUUUUAAUACUUCAGGUGGAACUGAUCGGGAAGGCUGGCAGUAUGCAGCAGACUUUCCAGCGUCCUACCACGGUCACAAGACAAUGAAAGACUUUGUCAGACGGAGACGCUGGGCAAGAAAAUGUAAGAUAGUCACCAACGGGCCAUGGCUGGAAGUGCCUCCUGUUACCCUGUGGGACAUCUCCAUAAUCCCCAGUUCAGAUGCAGAUGACAAAGAAGCAGUAGCACUGUGGGCAAUCAGUGACAAAGGAGAUGUGCUCUGCAGGCUUGGAGUGACACAGCAAAAUCCAGCGGGAACAUCCUGGCUGCAUGUGGGAACAGAUCAGCCCUUCAUUUCCAUCUCAAUUGGAGCAUUUUACCAAGUGUGGGCUAUUGCUAGAGAUGGUUCUGCCUUCUAUCGGGGUUCAGUGUCUCCAAGAAAACCCGCAGGUGACUGUUGGUAUCAUAUUCCUUCACCUCAAAAACAAAAGCUAAAACAAGUCUCAGUAGGACGAACGUCCGUGUUUGUGUUGGAUAAAAAUGGCAAUCUUUGGUACCGGCAAGGUAUCACACCAAGCUACCCUCAAGGGUCUACUUGGGAUCAUGUUUCAAAUAAUAUCCGUAAAAUGUCUGUAGGGCCCCUGGACCAGGUCUGGGUGAUAGCUGACAAAGUGCAAGGAAGCCAUAGUUUGAGCUGUGGGACCGUCUGCCAUCGGACUGGUAUUCAGCCAAUGAUGCCUAAAGGCCUCUCAUGGGAUUAUGGUAUUGGAGGUGGAUGGGAGCACAUUACAGUCAGAGGAAAUGCAACUGAAGCAUCUAGAGUUGCUAUGUAUGACACUUCCGAGGAAAACCCUGCAGUAUCAAAGGAUUUAGAAGAUGAGGAGAGUAAAGGGAAAACAGAACACUCUAAAACCCCUGUGAUGGUCAGUGAAAGUCAAGAAUUGGACAGAAAUGCUGUCAAUUGUUAAGUUGUCACCAUCUACAUGCUGCAAACAAGCAGUAGUCAGUGUAAUUUAAAAAGAAACUAAAUGUCUAUUGCCUGGAGAGAAAAACAUGACCUUUUUGUGCUACUACUAUUUUACUGAACUGGAGUUUGCAAUAGGGUAUUUUAAAUACUGGUAUCUUCUACUACAUCACAUGUAAGAUGUGACUUGAUAGAGCUAAUAGUUCUGUCAAAGCAGGCAAGCUUUUUAGCCACACUAUAUUUCUGACCCUUUACCAGAGCUGCUACACAACCAUACAAAUGUGAAUAUCUUUGCAGAUGGUCACUACAUUUACUUCUUUUUUUAUUAAUAUUACAGUUCCCUUCCCUGCAUUUCUCUCGUAUUUAAGCAGAGAUGAAGAUGUCAUACCUAUUUAAAUGAAUUACAGGCAAACGUAACUGGUCCUGAUUGUGCAAACAUUUUUAUGUGCACAUAACUUUGUUUAUGUGAGUCCUGCUUAUGUAAGCAUGUAGCUUGGGUCACGCUAUUCUUGCUCCCAUCAGUAAAAUUAAAUUCUAUACAAUUCCGCUUAGGGUACGGUCACCAAUAAGGGCCAAUUUUUGCUACCUGUGCUCACAGUGAAUAAUAGUACCUUAAUCAACAAGUGGAGCCACUGGUUUCAGUGAGACGAUGGGAAGAGCACUGUCCUAUUCAGUCUGACUAAGAGUGACAAAGUUUCAUUGUCAGUCCAAAUGGUGGUCAUGUUUUGUCUCCCUCUUAAAUGGAACCGUGCUCCCUGAAGUAUACAGAUGCCUACGUCAUGAGGUUGGAAGGCACCAAACACUUGAGUUCGGCUGUGUUCCAGAUCAUUGCAAAUUAUGCUUUCAUAGUAAAAGACAAGAAGGUUUUAAAUAAGAUUCUGACUUCACAGUGGUAGGAACGCAAAACAACUUUACUGGUUCCAGUGGAGUUUGCCAACGUACACUAACAUGGAUUUGGAAUAAAGCUCUGCUCUUUGUUUUUAGUAGGUGAUUGAUUCACCCCUUCCAACAAAAAAAACCCACUCUUUAUUCUCAAAAAAAGCUUUUUUUCCUGUCUUUCUUACUAUAAUUGGACCAUGAUGUGAAAUUAUUAUUUGAAAUCCAGUCCUUGAAGUCCUGAAAAAGCCUCAUACAAUAGCUUCAGGAAGGCACCACCUUUUUCCCUGGGCAGCAGUUUACAUUCAUUUUCCUCUCUGUAUGUGACUGUAUAUGGAGUUAUUUUUAUAUGAUGAGCAGUGUGGUGUGGUCUCAGUACUGUAUUUGUAGAAGUAAAACUUAUGUUUGCACGUAUUUAAAGAAUAUAUUUGGUAUUUUAAUGCCAAGGAAAGCACUGUUUCCCAGUCCAACUGUGAAUGAAGCUUCAAGAUGCUCUACUGUUUAAAAAACCUGUUUAUCUUUCCAGUAUGUGAUUAGAGAUUUCUGGUUUAUACGUAUAUUGUGGGAGUACCAUAAAUAACAUGUUUGCAUUAAUCACCAUAAUAGAUUUUGCGUAACUUGCACAGUAUCUUGUCUAAAUAAAUAACUUUAUUACAUGUAUUUCUAGAGAAUUAUUAGGAUUGUAUUUUCUCUGCAUCGUAUUGAAAAAAAUUUUCUUAUAAUAGUCAGUGUUUACAUAUCCAACAAUCAAACUGAUUUCAUACAAUAAGCUUUAUAAUGUACCUUUGCAUUUUUCCCUACAUUGCCAAGUUUCACUUACUUUACUGUAAAAAGCUGGGUUUAAGUGAACAAAAGAAAUUAUGUUUGAGUCCUAAAUACUUGCCUUUUGGAGCUAUUAUUUAGAAAAUUAUUUAAAAAUAUGUCAUUGUUGUCGCUACUUAAACUAAGGAAAAUUGACUUUAAAUUGAAGCAAUUUUGAAAAAUAAAAGUAGUUUAUCAGAAAAAAGUGCUUCUUAUGAAAUCCCUAUUGACAUGUCCAAGAAGGCAGCACUUUGUAGCAAAGUACUAUUGUGGAAUUAGCAGUUGUCAUUCUAUUAAAAUGCGUGUGUCCUG